Molecule: messenger RNA, 2713 nt
Organism: Nannospalax galili (Upper Galilee mountains blind mole rat)
Lineage: Eukaryota; Metazoa; Chordata; Mammalia; Rodentia; Spalacidae
Gene: Kmt5a
Product: lysine methyltransferase 5A
Exons: 8
Coding region: 71-1129 (352 amino acids)
Molecular function (GO): histone H4K20 methyltransferase activity; protein binding
Source: RefSeq, a predicted model, not a curated record
UGGCCACAGUUGCAACUUUUUUCGAAAGCUAGGUUUCCCGGGAGAUCCCCGGAGGUGACAGAACCCAGCCAUGGCUAGAGGCAGGAAGAUGUCCAAGCCCCGCGCGGUGGAGGCGGCGGCGGCGGCGGCGGCGGUGGCAGCGACGGCCCCGGGCCCGGAGAUGGUGGAGCGGAGGGGCCCGGGGAGGCCCCGCACCGACGGGGAGAACGUGUUUGCCGGGCAGUCAAAGAUCUAUACCUACAUGAGCCCGAACAAAUGCUCUGGAAUGCGUUCCCCCCUUCAGGAAGAGAACUCAGUUGCCCAUCAUGAAGUCAAAUGCCAGGGGAAGCCAUUAGCUGGAAUCUACAGGAAGCGAGAAGAGAAAAGAAAUGCUGGGAAUGUGAUCCGAAGCACCAUGAAAUCUGAGGAACAGAAGAUCAAAGAUACCAGAAGAGGUCCCCUGGCACCUUUUCCAAACCAAAAAUCCGAAGCAGCAGAACUUCUAAAAACUCCACCCCCGUCCUGUGAUUCUACCAAUACAGUGGUCGCCAAGCAAGCCCUGAAAAAGCCCCUUAAGGGCAAGCAGGCUCCUCGGAAAAAAGCUCAAGGAAAAACGCAACAGAAUCGCAAACUUACAGAUUUCUACCCGGUCCGAAGGAGCUCCAGGAAGAGCAAAGCUGAGCUUCAGUCUGAAGAAAGGAAAAAAAUAGACGAAUUGAUUGAGAGCGGAAAGGAAGAAGGCAUGAAGAUUGACCUCAUUGAUGGCAAAGGCAGGGGUGUGAUCGCCACCAAGCAGUUUUUCCGGGGAGACUUUGUGGUAGAAUACCACGGGGACCUCAUCGAGAUCACCGAUGCCAAGAAGCGGGAGGCUCUGUACGCACAGGACCCCUCCACGGGCUGCUACAUGUACUAUUUUCAGUAUCUGAGCAAAACCUAUUGCGUGGAUGCCACUCGAGAGACAAAUCGCCUGGGGAGACUGAUCAAUCACAGCAAGUGUGGGAACUGCCAGACCAAACUGCACGACAUCGAUGGUGUGCCUCACCUCAUCCUCAUCGCAUCCCGAGACAUUGCAGCAGGCGAGGAGCUCCUGUAUGACUAUGGGGACCGCAGCAAGGCCUCCAUUGAGGCCUACCCCUGGCUGAAGCAUUGACCACCGCGUUGCCCUCCCCGUUACCUCCCCUCCUUCAAAGGACAAAGUGCCCUCAAAGGGAAAUGAUUUUUUUUUUUUACACUUAAUCUUAGCAAAUUACUUAAAAUGUUUUUAAAAAGUAUAUUAAAGAUGCCUUUUCACUGUAGUAUUUAAAUAUCUGUUACAGGUUUCCAAGGUGGACUUGAACAGAUGGCCUUAUAUUACCAAAACUUUUAUAUUCAAGUUGUUUUUGUACCUUUUUGCAUACAAGCUGAACGUUUGUGCUUCCUGUGCAGUCAGAGACUGCACAGGUUUUAGAGGAAGGAGUCAAGCAUGAACUAGGAAGCCGGGCGAGGCUCUGCCCCAAAUUGAAAGCCAGGACUUCCCUGCACCCUAUGUCCAAGGACAGGCAGGUGUGAGGGCUCUGCUGCCCCCCAUGCACAGCCUGGACGGGACGUCUUCAAGCUCUUGUUGUCCCCAACGUCUCGACAGGCACACACAUUGAAGUGUAUGAAUAUUUUUUAAAAAAGGUUUCGCAGUAAGCUAGUCUUCCCCUCUGCUUUCUCCAAAGCUUACUGAGCCCAGAGGUCCAGGCUGGGAGCAGACCUCUUCCACAGGCUUACAGCUUUGCCAGGCACCUCGAAGCAUCAGGGUGGGCAAUCAGAUUGAGGCGGGCGGGAAAAGCACUGUUGCCCUGCCCUCUUGGGGCAGGUUUCCUGAAACUGCGUUAAUUCUUUAUAGAAAUGUGAACACUGAAUUUAUUUUAAAAAAAUUAAAAAAAUCAAAAAACAUUUUAAAAAAAAAUCAAAAAAGGAAAAAAAACCACAGAAAACAACUUAUAUGUAUAUAGGUCUUGAAGUGAGUGAAAUGGCUGUGUUUUCUUUUUGAGAUGCUUUUGUUUUUCUUUUUGUUUGGUUGGUUUUUGUAGAAAAGAUUUGAGAUGGUACUCUAUUCUAAUCAAAAGUAAAGUUUUGUAGUGGGACCAGAAAUUACUAAGCCCAAUUACCCCCUACACCCCAAUUCUACUGCGUAGAAAGUUCUGGACCUGUUGUCAAGGCCUUCUGUUUGUUAGAACCCUUGGUGUCCUGGGACGAUGCAGCCUGCCAGCCCAGGAUCUCAGCCACCACUGGCAGCAUCAGGCAUCUGAUGGGUAUGGCACCAGGGGUACCUGUCAGCCAGCAAGGCCAAGUAGCCAAGAAACCAGGGUGAGACUCAAGUUUUUACCUGGAAUGUGAGUAGGAGUUGGUGGCUUCCUCCCUUCCUAGGGAGAGCUGGUCCUCACUGGUCACCGUCAGUUCAGGGGCUGGGGCUCAGGAGCCAGGGAAAUGUGAAUGGUAACCUACCCUUGUCCCCAACACCCCCACCCUGCCCUUUAGCCUCAUGAUGGUGCUACCUAAGAAAGUCUUCCCCUGCACCCCUCACAAGCCUGGUCAGUGGUCUGAGACAUAAAGGAGGAUCCGACAGGAGGGGGAACUAUGAGAUGAAAUGUCCUGGUUGUACCUGUUUGUGGUUUAGCUUUGUAUUUAAAUAGCAAACAAGGAAAUAAACUUGAAAAUUAUUUGUCAUCAUCCUAAACAAAAAUUAAAGUAUUUAUUGCCAGGCAAG